This is a messenger RNA of Pocillopora meandrina, 4410 nucleotides long. NCBI's taxonomy places the organism in Eukaryota, Metazoa, Cnidaria, Anthozoa, Scleractinia, Pocilloporidae. The record is from the annotation of a GenBank genome assembly.
AUGGAUCCGAACAAUGGCGAUACUGAUGUUCUAUUUUCAUUUGGCCUUAUCACUGACAUCCAGUAUGCAGAUAUUUGUGAUCGACCAAACUCUGCAAAGACGAGGUGGCGUAGAUACCGAAACGCUCUGUGUUGUCUGAAAGAAGCCGUAGAACAUUGGAAGAGACCAAACAAUUCUCCCUCAUUCAUCGUACAACUGGGAGACAUUAUCGAUGGCUUUAACGCAGAUCUAAUCGAUGCAAAUAAUGGCGAGAGUAACUUCUCUCAAGAAGCUUUGGAUGCAGUGAUGAAAGAAUUUUCUGAACUUCCACAAGAAAUUCCCGUGUUUCACAACUUAGGAAAUCACGAACUGUACAAUUUUACUCGCGAGGAACUUUCAAGAUCUAUUCUGCACCCUUCCAACAGCUGUGAAAGUGCUGCAUAUUUGAGAAAGCAUCAAAGCCUGCCUGCUUUAAGCGAGGAGGAGACGAAACCAUUUUACUUCUCGUUUGUACCUCAUCCCAAAUUUUGUUUCGUGUACUUGGAUAGCUACGACGUAAGCCUCCACGGUGUAGACGAAGGUAGUCCUAGGUAUAAAGAAGCUCUGGCAACGGUGCGUAAGUACAACAAGAAUGACGACUUCGAAAGUGCCGAUGGUCUUCACGGCUUAAACAGACGUUUCGUUGAGUACAAUGGUGCAAUUGGCCCUGUCCAACUUCAGUGGCUGCAGGCAGUCCUUGAAGAAGCUCAAGAAAAUGGUCAAAAAGCUGUUAUUUUCAGCCAUGUCCCAAUCUCUCCAGGAAACAGGCCUCGACGUGGUACAAUAGAUCUGCUUUGGAACUACCAAGAUGUAUUAAAGGUGCUCUGGCAGUCUGGAUGUGUGGUUGCCUGUUUCCAUGGUCACACUCAUUAUGAUGAUUAUUUCAUGGACAAACAUGGUAUCCAUCACUUGACUUUUGAUGGUGUUAUUACAGCACCUCUUGAUUCCAAUGCAUUUGCCACACUGCAUGUUAACAAUGAUGCUAUUAUUAUUGAAGGUUUUGGUGUCAUAGAAAGUCGAGUAUUGAAGUUUUUUCACUAACAUACUUUGUGAAAAACUUGGUGACAAAUUUUAAAGGUUUUGGUGUCAAAUAGAAGGUCAAAUGUUGAAAUUCAAUUGCUAACCUACUUUGUAAAUUUCUUUGUGUCAAAUUUAAAGGUUUGAAUUUUAAAAUUAUGGUAGUGAGAAAGCUUGUGCAAAGAAAAAGGAGUUAUUAAAGGGGGUAUGUUGAAAUCCUGUUAGCAAAUUGUACGGCUUAGGCAGGCAGAACGUGAUACAUUUCAGUUUUUUAUUGAUACCAUUUUGCAUGUUAUGGAAAAAAAGUGCUAUUCAAAAAAUUGAUCUCAGUUAUGAUAAUUUCCAGUAAAAAAAUGAUGGUAAUUGUUGGGUCACUUUUCUUUAACAAGUACAUGUUUUAACAGAUCUGAACUGAUCUACCCAUAUCAAGUAAUAUUUAAUUGGCUAUCAAUGUGAUGCUUCAUCAAGAUGCUGCUGUUUGUAAAAUGGGGUUGAUGUAUAUUUUGCUGCACUGCGGACAGUUCCUGGAAUAAUAUAGAAUUACUUGAUAGAGCAGGCUGUUUUCAGUGGAGUGGGAGGAAGAUUUUACUUUUACAUGGGUCUUGAAGACUCAUGCUGUUCUGGAGGUAAAUUGUUCUUGCACAUCCCUAGUUGUCUCAGACAUAAUACUUCUAGUGUGUUGGAUACAUGUACAUAUUUGUAAAUGUAUGGCAUUAGCUAUUGAUAUGGUACUCCCUUGAUUGCUAGUCUCUGUUAUUGCUUUCUCUAAUAAAAAAUGCUUUAAAUAAUAAAGAAAAUGCCAUAUCCCUCCUCAUCCAAAGGUUAGGGAAAAUUCAUAGGGCAAAAGGGGUUUUUGAAUAAGUGGAACAGUCUCUAAGGGUAUGGGCAAUGCUAAAUUGGUACUAAUUUGAAGCAGAUUAGAGAUGGAGAUAACCAAAACCCUUUUAGACAUUUUCUCAGCACAACCUACUGUGUGCUUAGUCAGCAAAGUUACUCUUACUGGUAUUUGUCUUCUUAUGUAAGGUUGUGAUGUCUGAAAUAUCUUUUGAGCAAAAAAAAUCAAAAUAUUUGGGCUGCGAAUUAUUGGUUGAAUCUCUAAUCUUUUAGUUCUGUGUUAUUUUUUAAACAUAUUCCAUAGGCAAUAACUUGGUUAAUGGUGUACAUUAAUGUACAUAAAAGAAUUAAAAAAAAUUAAUUAAAACUGGAUUAGAGAACACUUUAAUAAAGUGGAAUUUUGUUGUAGUGGUGAUAAUAAGGUGAGAACAUUACAGAGCGCUAUUUCCUCUAUACUAUAUUCCACACCAUAUUGUUUAUAUUAAUUAAUUUAGUUAUGGAAUCCAAUGUGUUAAUAAGAAUGUUACCCAUGUUUACAUUUCAACUGCAUUUCUAAAGACUCUUUAUGUCUCUAAGCUGUACAUAAAUGGCGACAGUCACCUGUAGUGAGCUGAGACAGUUGGGAAAAAUGGUCAGAGAAAUUCAUUACUUUCUUAGGUACUAUUGAAUGUGUAAAUAAUUUACAAAUGCCAAGUUGUAGAGAAUGAGGUGUAAAGAUUUCUGUUACCUUAUAUUAGCAAGGAUCUAAUGAUGUUUUACGCACAAUUUAGUGCUUAACACAAAUCAGUGGAACUAAUGUAUUAAAUUUUUAGUUCAUAGAAAAGUGAAGGGGAAAUUACUUUAAUACACAGACUUGUAUUAUAUAACUGAAUUCUUGCAGUCUUUCAUGUCUGUUACCAAAAUUAUCAAAAUGUGUGCUGUUUUAGAAUCUACAGUUUUAAUUACUUGUACUUCUUUCACCCACUUUGGUACAUUAUUUAUUGUUGAAGAAAUUGCAAUUAUGAGCAAUUUUUGGUUGUGUCCUCAUGUACCGGUACACAAAGGAAGGAAACAUUAACGAACUGCGUCAUAACUCCAUGUAUGGUUAUGAAAACAAAAGGAAUUCCCUCGUGUACCGGUACACCAGGACAGCCCCCAAUUUUUGAAAACAGCAUUGGAAUUAUUCUCAAUUAUUUACUAAUCCAUUAUUUAUUAAGCUGGUCAAGAUAAUAAGUCUAACUCUUAUGGUGGAUAUUUAUGUUAUUUCUUAAAUCAUUUUAAAAGCAGUGUUAAAAAUUAAAACAAGAGUUAAUUCAUGACGUCUGUUUUUAUUUGUGUUGACCCUCAUCACGUGUCAGCAAGUGUUACCUACUGGUCAGCUGGUUUGGUUUGCUUCCAUUGGUACUCAGACCUCCCCCAGUAAGACUGGAGCGAAAUUGAAAAUGCUAACGAAGCAUUUGUGAUGCAACUGUUGAAAAAAUUAUGGUAGAGAUGCAGAAAAAUUUUGCCAUGAUGAGGUGCGAGGGCAGUAGGGAAAGCGAUGUCUUGUUUUCAUUUGGUUUGAUCACAGACAUCCAGUACGCAGACAUUUGCGAUCGACAGAACUACCAGAAAACAAAAUGGCGACGAUACCGAAACGCUCUUACUUGCCUUCGAAGAGCUAUUUCUCAUUGGAAAGAUGCAAAGAGUUCUCCAGCCUUCAUAGUGCAACUGGGAGAUAUCAUUGACGGCUUUAAUGCAAAUCUAAUCGACACUAAUGACAGCGGAAGAAACCUCUCUAAAGAAGCUCUCGAAGCCGUGAUGAUCGAGUUCUCCAAACUUCCGGAUGGUGUACCCGUUUUUCACAAUAUGGGAAAUCAUGAACUCUACAAUUUCUCUCGCCAAGAACUUGAACGAUCUGUUCUUCAUCCUUCAAACAACCGUCACACCGCAGCAUUUCUAAACAGCGAUGAAAGAGCUUCAUUUGUGAGGCUGGAAACGAAACCAUUUUAUUUCUCGUUUACACCUCAUCCAAAAUUUUGUUUCGUUUACCUGGAUAGUUACGACAUAAGCCUUCUUGGCGUUGACGAAAGCAGCUGCCAGUAUAAAGAAGCUCGUGAAAUAAUCCAAAGACAUAAUAAAAAUGAUGAUCUGGACAGUCCUAUUGGUCUCUCUGGCUUAGAGCGACGGUUUGUGAGGUUUAAUGGUGCGAUCAGCACAGAACAACUAUCGUGGCUCGAAGCUACUCUGAAAACUGCCGAAGAACAUGGCCAAAAGGCUGUGGUAUUCAGCCAUGUCCCUAUCUACCCUGGAUUCACAGACACCAUGACAAUAAUGUGGAACUACCAAGAUGUUCUGGAAGUGUUGUGGCAAUUUCCUUGUGUGGUUGCAUGUUUUCAUGGCCACACACAUCAAUACAGUUAUGCAGUUGAUGAAAAGGGUAUUCACCAUUAUAUUUUUGAUGCUAUUGUGGAAGCUCCUUUAGAUUCCAAUGCAUUUGCAACCCUCCAUGUCAAAGAUGAUUCCAUUGACAUUGAGGGCUUUGGAAUUAUAGCAGAUCAGGUGUUGAAAUUUUCUCACUAG